AUGAGCGACGUUGCUGAUCUAUCCUCCGCGAUCGAUAGUGACACGUCUGGAGUGUCUUUCGAGCCUGACUUCGAUGCCACCGACGACUCCGACUCUGGGGACGCCUCAAAUUCGACCGGGCUGACUACCCCGGAACCUACCUGUCUUCCCGAUAACCGUACCGGGCGGCUAAAUUGUCUAACACAGCCUGUACGCUGCUCGACGGACACUGAUGUCUUGCCCGAUUUCAGUGAUGAUCCCGAUAACGACACCGACGAGGACCUUGCAGAUAUACCGCUUGAUUACGGGCGCUCCGACUAA
Penicillium daleae is the source of this 300-nucleotide messenger RNA. RefSeq lists its product as uncharacterized. The transcript has a single exon. The record is from RefSeq and is a predicted model, not a curated record. NCBI's taxonomy places the organism in Eukaryota, Fungi, Ascomycota, Eurotiomycetes, Eurotiales, Aspergillaceae. The coding region runs from base 1 to 300 and encodes 99 amino acids.